AUGUCCAGCAAGAAGCUGAGAAGAACCCGUUUAGCUCAGGAGCUGUGUGACCAGCUCAAGCACCAUCAGAUCGUUCCCUGUCAGAGGUUUUCAUCAUUAUCCUUAUCAUUUCUCGAACCACCGGGGCAGAGUUACCAGAGGGUCCACGAGCUCCUCGACCUGGUCAGCGGGGCUUGUGCCCCCCAAAUGCAAACUGCUUAUGGAAUGAAGACGGAGAGAACUUCUGAUCUUUCUCCAGCGUUCUUCCCCACAACGCUUUCAAGCUUGGAUGAAGCCCUGCGUGGCGGGCUAGCCUGUGGGUCUCUCACCGCGGUCACAGGUCCGGCAGGUUGCGGCAAAACUCAGUUUUGUAUGAUGAUGCGUGUAUUAGCCACAUUACCGACCCACUUGGGAGGAUUAGAAGGCGCGGUAUACAUAUCGACAGAGUCAGCUUUCAGUGCUGAUAGGCUGGUUGAGAUUGCCGGAUCUCGUUUCCCCAGAUAUUUCAACACUGAAGAAAAACUGCUUCUAACGAGCAGUAAAAUCCACCUCCGUCCGGAGCUCACCUGUGAUGAAGUGCUAAAAAGGAUUGAGUCUUUGGAAGAAGAAAUCAUCUCAAAGAGAGUUACACUUGUGAUUAUCGAUUCCAUUGCUUCUGUGGUCAGAAAGGAGUUUGAUACACAGCUUCAAGGGAAUCUGAGAGAGAGAAGUAACUUUUUGGCGAGAGAAGCAUCAUUAUUGAAGUAUUUGGCUGAGGAAUUUUCAAUACCAGUAAGUCUGGACAAACGAGUAUUCAGGUAUACAUCCAAUCAUCAGCAGAACUCGGUGGCUUCAGACUCCACUGCGCAAUGA
Molecule: messenger RNA, 831 nt
Organism: Ornithorhynchus anatinus (platypus)
Lineage: Eukaryota; Metazoa; Chordata; Mammalia; Monotremata; Ornithorhynchidae
Gene: RAD51B
Product: RAD51 paralog B
Biological process (GO): double-strand break repair via homologous recombination
Cellular component (GO): Rad51B-Rad51C-Rad51D-XRCC2 complex
Molecular function (GO): DNA binding; ATP binding; ATP-dependent DNA damage sensor activity
Source: RefSeq, a predicted model, not a curated record